Molecule: messenger RNA, 465 nt
Organism: Anoplopoma fimbria (sablefish)
Lineage: Eukaryota; Metazoa; Chordata; Actinopteri; Perciformes; Anoplopomatidae
Product: transcription factor HES-5-like
Exons: 2
Coding region: 22-465 (147 amino acids)
Biological process (GO): anterior/posterior pattern specification; regulation of transcription by RNA polymerase II; regulation of neurogenesis
Cellular component (GO): nucleus
Molecular function (GO): RNA polymerase II cis-regulatory region sequence-specific DNA binding; DNA-binding transcription factor activity, RNA polymerase II-specific; protein dimerization activity
Source: RefSeq, a predicted model, not a curated record
CUCUGCUCUCAAACCAGAGAAAUGUCUCCGAGCAACACCAGAGACUCUCCCGUCUCACAGCCGUCCUCCAGAGACAGACACAAAAUGAGGAAGCCUGCGGUGGAGAAGCUGCGCAGAGAUCGCAUCAACGGCUGCAUCGAGCAGCUGAAGGUGCUGCUGGAGGAGGAGUUCCACAAGCGGGACCCCAACGCCAAGCUGGAGAAGGCCGACGUCCUGGAGAUGACGGUGGGGCUCCUGAAGCGGCGGCUGCGGCCUCAGGGUGGAGACGGUUACUCCCGCUGCUGGGAGGAGACGCUGCAUUUCCUCUCCACCGGCUCCCCGGAGGGGUCGAGGCCGGUGACCCCGACUCCACCGCCCUCGCUCCUCCGGUACCCGACCCUCUCCUCCUCGCACGGCCACGUCCAGUCUGCAGCGAAGCAUCCACCACCGCCCGGCACCGACAGGGCGGUGUGGAGGCCCUGGUAG